Messenger RNA from Sardina pilchardus (European sardine), 1988 nucleotides. RefSeq names its product mucin-5AC. The transcript is spliced from 2 exons. NCBI's taxonomy places the organism in Eukaryota, Metazoa, Chordata, Actinopteri, Clupeiformes, Clupeidae. The record is from RefSeq and is a predicted model, not a curated record. The coding region runs from base 172 to 1824 and encodes 550 amino acids.
CUGUCACCAUGGCAAUGGAAUGGAACUUUUUUUUUUCGUCAUCUGUUUCUGUCAGUUAUGAUUGGUCCCCUGGGGUUUCCCAGAAGUCUAGCUGAGUGGCUGGUGCCCCAACAGAGCAAGCAGAAGUUUGGUAGGAAGUUGAAGACAAUGUGAGAUGAGCGGAGAUCAGGUAUGGUACUAUACGCUCAGAGACGCAACAUGAUUUGGACGCUGCUUUCUGUGGGUUUUUGUGUCUGUCACGUCCUUGCUGAAUCAACACUAUCUUCCUUAUUCAAUGUGAAUAACACCAUGGCAACCCCAGGAGUAAACAAACAUCCGUACAGUCAGAUCAGUACGGUGACAGAAGCUUCUGCUACAUCAGUGGUCAGUGACACAACAACAGCGCAAACAAAUACAACAACCACAAAGACAUUAACAGCAGAUACCAACAGGACGCUCACAGCAGACAAAGUGGACCUCACUGAGGGAACAACAGCAGAUCCAUUGGUUGAAAACACAGACAUUUCAAAAACAACUCUUGGACUGACAACAAACAGUAAGCCCAACACGCCGAAGACCGACCCUUAUGUUUUGGCUGCCGUUACAACCCCCGGACCAUCGAUCCAACAGCAGGCGACAGCCUCUUACACCUCCACCGAGGAGCACAUUGCCACUCAGAGCACAGGAGCAGGCUCAACCACAGCACAGCGGCACACAGGCCCCCAGCCCACACCAGGCCCCUCUCCGCUGGGGCUAGAGGUGACCCAGGGCCAUCUGGAGGCCACAGCCAGCUCACAGCCAGCCUCCCCUGAGCCAGACCGGGGCAUCACGGAGGGACGGACGGAUUCGGCUCCAUCCGAGCAGACGACGAUAAUCGAUCGGAGUGUAAACCACACUUUGCCCAGUGAGGCGGCUCUGACUCAAGGCUUGGGCCACACCCACCCGUCUGUGUCUCAGACGGAGAACUCAACGCAGGCUGGGUCAGAGAGCACGGAGAGCGAGCUACGCACAGACAGCAUGACAACACAGAGCACAAGGAGUUAUGAUGCAAAUGCAAACAUGACCUCAAGAGUCCAUCUCCAACUAACCACUGAUGGAGUCACACGCACCACCACCACCACCACCACACCCAACAGCACGAUAUUCAUCAGCCUCAGAACAGGAGCGGCGACUGCGGGUCCUUCCGCUGCCCCGCACGCUCCCACGGACUUUGCGACGGACACGUCCAACACCAGCCUGCCCGUCAUCAACAGCACUUCAGCAUCGGACAUCUCCAUUCAGCUGCGCACCGUGACGACCACCACCACCACCACGGUGAAGAUGACCACAGGAGGAGGCCUGAGGCCGGAGGAUUUGCUGACCGAAACCAAAACAAACAUCUCGGGAUGCACUGAGGGAAGGCCCACUCACAGGCUGACCUGCUUCCUCAUCAUCUGGGGCCUGGCCCUGGUCGCGUCCUUCUUCCUGGGCCUCAGCAUCUUCCUGUGGGUCCGUCUGUCCGCCGUGAGGAGGAGGAGCGGGCGCCGGGAGACGGACACGCGGAGAGGAGGGGCAGGAGGCGCGCAGAGAGGAGCCACCGCCGUGGAGGAGAAGGGGAGCCUGUGGGCCAACCCGCGGGCCAGCGUCGAGGAGAGGGUGGAGUUCUGGUACCACAACGGCACCAUGACCAACAGCAGCGACCGACGCAGAGGGCCGUGCGAGGAGCGAAGAAGGAGCGACAGAAAAGGGGGGAAGAUGAACGGAGGCCUGUGGAAUCAGCCUAAAGUGACUAUGUCCGACAUCACAGAGUUCUGGUACGGGAGGGAGAGGCCGACGGGGACGAUACUGGAGGAGGAGGAGGCCUAGGGAGCAAAACGAGGACACGAGAGAGAGACUGGACCAUUAAGGCUGAGCCUUACAAUUCUCUCACUGUUCUAUCUGUAAGGCAAACGUAUUUGUAGAUUAAUGGAAGAUAUUUGUUAUUCGUCGGCUCUAUGUUUUGUCUUGCAGAGUAAAUGUUUUAUAUUCCA